Salarias fasciatus (jewelled blenny) is the source of this 841-nucleotide messenger RNA. RefSeq names its product selenoprotein P2 (gene selenop2). The transcript is spliced from 4 exons. NCBI's taxonomy places the organism in Eukaryota, Metazoa, Chordata, Actinopteri, Blenniiformes, Blenniidae. Gene Ontology annotation, molecular function: selenium binding. Gene Ontology annotation, cellular component: extracellular region. Gene Ontology annotation, biological process: selenium compound metabolic process. The record is from RefSeq and is a predicted model, not a curated record.
GCUCACUCCAGGCAGCCAGAGAGGGACGAUGCGUUCUCUCUCCACGCUGAGCCUGCUGGCAGUCCUGCCAGGUCUGCUGUGGGCCUCACACACCACUCUGCUGGUGGAGGGGGACAACGACGCCUCCAGGAUCUGCAAACCCGCCCCCCACUGGGAAAUCAAUGGAAAGGCACCCAUGAAGGGGGUGCUGGGAGGCGUGGCUGUGGUGGCCCUGCUGAAGGCCAGCUGACAUUUCUGCCUCACUCAGGCCUCCAAAAUCGGAGGCCUGCGUGCUAAGCUGACCCGCAGCAACAUGACAGGCGUGCAUUUCAUGAUCGUGAAUGAGCGUGAUGCUCACUCCAGAGCGAUGUACUGGGAGCUGAAGAGAAGAGCGCCGCCGGGAGUCCCCGUUUACCAGCAGGCGCCUCUACAAAGUGAUGUGUGGGAGGCCCUGGACGGAGACAAGGACGACUUCCUGGUUUAUGACAGGUGUGGUCUCCUCACCUUCCACAUCGUGCUGCCUUAUAGUUUCCUGACUCAGCCUUACGUAGAGGCUGCGAUCAGAGCCACUUACUACAAAGACAUCUGCAACUGCUCAUCAUCCUCCAUUCUAUCAAGUGAUGGAUUCAGCGACUCAAACAACGGCACACUUCAAGUUAACGGCACCCAAACAGGGCCGACGCUCGUCCCAGACAGUGUCGACCAAGGAGACUCAUCGUUGGGGACGGCUCGUCCACACCAUCACCAUCAUCACCACCAUUAUCAUCAUCAUCAUCAUCAGCAUCAACCACACAAUCACCAACAUAGCAGAGACCAGGAUCCAGUCCCACACCGCAACCACAGCGACCACAGCAGGGUGUAA